Messenger RNA from Dicrocoelium dendriticum, 1293 nucleotides. NCBI's taxonomy places the organism in Eukaryota, Metazoa, Platyhelminthes, Trematoda, Plagiorchiida, Dicrocoeliidae. The record is from the annotation of a GenBank genome assembly.
CAGAAUCGGUCGAGAUCCAAGCCUUGAGCUUCCAGUGAUGAUUUGUUGUCUGGGUUUUCCUGGUAUGCCAUGCCCCUUGCACAUCUACGAACCCCGAUACCGCAGUAUGGUGCGGCGGGCGAUGAAUUCAUGUUCCCGCCGAUUUGGUCUCUUCAUGCCUGGCCCUGGUCCCUGUGGACUCUCCGAGGUUGGAGUUGUGUUGCACAUUCAGAACUGUGAUCCCCUGCCAGACGGCAGGAUGCUCAUCGGUACUCGUGGCGACGCACGUGUGCGCGUCUUGACUGCACGAAUUGUUGAGGGAUGCGUGACCAUACGUUUUGAGUUCCACACCGACUCACCUGUACAUCCGGAGUCACUGGAAGCCUAUCGGGCGUUGAGUUCGUCGGUACACUCAAUGGCAGCUGACUGGCUUGCAACUGUUCCUUGCAAUACUCGAGCCUCACUUGUGCCCUUCUUCGGCGGUCUACCAGCAUUCGACCAAAAGACCAACGAACCGGGCGAGUUUGCCGCUCCAGCUUGGGUUUGGUGGCUAGUAGCCGUACUGCCCUUGAACAACCAGUGUCGAUACAAGCUGCUUGCCUGCCGUUCUCCCGAAAUGCGCAUGCGGUCGUUGCAAAAUCUACUCACACGGCUCGCUUCUGAACCGAUCCACUGCGGAGGGGACUCUUCUCGAGUACUUUCCUGUUGAUGUUCAUCCCGUACUUGCACAAACGUGUCCUCAUUGAUAAUUCUCUCAUCCACUUCCUUAUCGCACUUUCACCAAACCCGCUGAAUAACUGGGUACACAUCUUGUAGAUAAUUUCCCCCGAGAACCUAGUACCGUUUCGAGUGCAUUACACCAGUUGUACGCCUUAUCCCUACUGCUUAUCUCCCUGUACUCUAUAUUCGCUGUUCACAUUUUUGAAUGCUUUUUCAUCUCAUCUUAUCGGCAAGUAGCCCAAAAGAUCACACGCCUGUGUUUUUAAUGCGGAGAGUUUGGAGCUGUGUAGGGGACCGGGCCACCGUCGCCUUAUCCUUAACCCACACACGACUGUUCAUGGUUGCGCGUCGGUAUUGCGUACCGGCGUACUGCUGACACCUUCUUCUUCAUCAUCUCAUCUUGCUUGCACCGCACUUCUUGCGGACACACGCACACACAUGUAACAACCGAACGGAGACCACACCGCAGCUAGCAUUAGUCUGUAUCUGAGGUUACUGCUUGGGCUCUCGGUAUCACAUGUCUCACGAGUACUGUGUGCGAAUAUUGUUUCUGUCCUCUAAUCCAUUUCUCUCCCAUACACUCGAUACCACUGG